AAAUAUCUCCACUUCUACACUGCAGGAUAAGCACUGUAACAGAAAACGUCACGAACAUCUUACGUCAUGAAAAUGAUGAACAACGGCAACAGAAUAUUUUACCUUGGUAUAUCAUGUUUUCUUCUAUUUCUUGGACGAGUUGGGUCUGUGUCAUUUUGUGACGGUCUUUGCGAGUGUUAUCUCUCUCGUAUUGGCUGUUUUGGGGUUGAUUUCAUAAAGGCAUUAAAUCACACCUUACCCGAUGAAAUAGCAAACAGUACAACUUCACUUCAGAUUUCAUAUUCUGAGACUUUGAGGAUCGACAAUGACACUUUCAAACGCUUUCAUACUUUGGAUACCCUGGAUAUAGAGUAUGUCACUGUCACUUUCUUGAGCGAAUAUGUUUUUGAGGAUCUUGAUGGUUUACAGCAUCUCCGUUUGACAUCUACUGGACUGAAGACAAUUCCAUCUACCGAGCUUUCCCAUCUAACUUCGUCUCUUGCGAAAUUAGAUCUGAUGUUUCAGAAAUUUUCAAACAUUCCGGCCAAUUCGUUUGUACAACUUGGAAAUCUUCGUGAGAUGACCAUCGAGUACAAUUUAUAUUUUCUAGAUGUAUCCGCUAAUGCCUUUGCCGGUCUUGCCAAUUUAUCUUAUCUUUCCUUGUGUAGAAAUGGCAUCAGAUCAUUACACAACACUACUUUUAUGGGUUUGACAAGUUUACAAGAAUUUGACCUGAGUCACAAUUUCAUUAUUGCUGUUCCGACUGCACUUGAUGCUCUAAAGUCUCUCAUAAAGCUAGACUUGUCUUACAAUCACCUCCUGCAAAAUACAAGUAAUCUUGAAUUCUUGGUCGAAAUGCCAGCACUCCAGACCCUCCAGAUGGGCUACUGUGCCAUUUCUGAAAUGUCACCAGAUGCUGUUCACAACCUCAAGGCAUCUCAUUUAACCGUUGCAAAUUUCGAUGGAAAUCCCUUCAGUUGUACAGAAUAUAUCUGCUCCUUUGUAAUUUGGUACGUGGGCAUGGCCGAACUGAGUACAACCACGAGAAGCCCUUUCUACAUACCUUUCCUAACUCUGAGUCCUCCUCCAGGAAAGGGACCAUACCGAUGUGAGACCAGUGGACUGACCUUUGAAGAGUUCCAGAAAGAGUCUUGUUUACCUACUCCUGUUGACCCCUUGCCGACCAUUUCUUACCCUGUUAACUAUCCGACAUCAUUGCGAGGUAUAGCAUUUGGUGUUAUCUGUAUUGUCUUUCUCCUUGUAAUAGUGUCCGUCGUAAUAUGGAAACAUAGACUGAAGCGAAAUCGUGGAUUUCACUUUGGAUUCAAUUUCCAGCGACGUGCUGAUUACGGAGCCGUUCAGGAGAAUGACAAUGAAUAUAUGUUUGAUGCCUACGUCAGCCACCACGAAGACGACAGGCCAUUCGUCCAAGAUGAGAUGCUUCCUCGCCUUGAGGACGAGAACGGCUUUGAUCUCUGCGUAUCUUUCCGCAACUUCCGUCUAGGUUCCAACCUCCUAGAAAACGUGUCUUCUGCACAGGAUGUUAGUCGGGCCAUCAUCUUUGUCAUCAACGAACGCUUCAUGCAGAAUGGUCAGUGCAGGCUGGAGCUGGAGAUGGCUUCAAGGAGGAUGCUAGAAGAUGAUGAGGAGAACGGAAGACGACUUCUUGUCCUUAUCAUGAUGGAUGUACUAGCUCCAGAGCUGGUAAACAACACCCUAAGGAUGCUUCUCAACCAUGUGGCUUACCUCGAGUGGGACCCUGUCGCAGAAGAAAGAUGCUGGGGGCAACUUGUUGCUACCCUUCGUGCCAUGGUGCCGAUGCGGAAUGAUCAAAACGAAGAGAGGAUUGCUGACGAACUAAAUGCCGAUAGGGAAGGAGGCAAUGAAAGAGUUUAGCGCUUAUCACAAAACAUGUCUCGCGCUUCAUCUACUUUCUUUUCUUGCGAAUAGGCUUCUUUGCCGCGUUUUUAGAUUCUUACUUAAAUAAACCAUCUUUUGUACAUGUAUUAUGAACACGAUAUUUUAUUUCAGUUUUUAUCAUUAUUUGCCCCCACGACAUUGAAAAUAAUGUUAUCAAUGUCUGCUCGAUAGAACUCAGCUCUAUUUUUUCCCAUUAUCUGCCACUGCAGAAACAGUGAUUCCUUGUUAUUUUGUAUCCUCAUUUCGUUCUCCUAAUUUUUCUUUGAUCAUCAAGAAAGAAUUUGCAAGAUAUACAAUGAAUUAUCAAGCUGUGUGUAUUUUUCACGA
Lytechinus variegatus (green sea urchin) is the source of this 2226-nucleotide messenger RNA. Its product is annotated as toll-like receptor 7. Gene Ontology annotation, molecular function: protein binding; transmembrane signaling receptor activity. The record is from RefSeq and is a predicted model, not a curated record. The coding region runs from base 67 to 1875 and encodes 602 amino acids. Gene Ontology annotation, biological process: immune response; toll-like receptor signaling pathway. Gene Ontology annotation, cellular component: membrane. Lineage: Eukaryota; Metazoa; Echinodermata; Echinoidea; Temnopleuroida; Toxopneustidae. The transcript has a single exon.